AGACGCCAAGGGAAGGUCACCGUGAAGUAUGACCGCAAGGAGCUACGGAAGCGCCUCAACCUGGAGGAGUGGAUCUUGGAGCAGCUCACGCGCCUCUACGACUGUCAGGAAGAGGAGAUCCCAGAGCUGGAAAUUGACGUGGAUGAGCUCCUGGACAUGGAGAGCGAUGACACCAGGGCUGCCAGGGUCAAGGAGCUGCUGGUUGACUGUUACAAACCCACUGAGGCCUUCAUCUCUGGCCUGCUGGACAAGAUCCGGGGCAUGCAGAAGCUGAGCACACCCCAGAAGAAGUGAGGGUCCCCACCCCAGGUGAAUGGAGGCUCCCACAGGACAAUCGCUGCCCCCCGACCUCGUAGCAACAGCAAUACCUGGGGGGGCCCCGCGGCCAGGCCUGGUGCCACAAGCAGGGCUCCCCGUGCCCCUGGCCCAGGGGCCUCUUCUCCUGCCCCUAUUUUCCAUUUUGGGGUUUUUUUAUUGUUAUUAAACUGACGGGACUUUUUGUGAUUUUAUAUUGACUCUGCGACGCGGGCCCUUUAAUAAAGCUAGGCUAUGCCUUUGGUGCAGCU
Messenger RNA from Orycteropus afer afer, 566 nucleotides. It is a transcript of the gene PPP1R14B, whose product is annotated as protein phosphatase 1 regulatory inhibitor subunit 14B. Gene Ontology annotation, molecular function: protein serine/threonine phosphatase inhibitor activity. NCBI's taxonomy places the organism in Eukaryota, Metazoa, Chordata, Mammalia, Tubulidentata, Orycteropodidae. The record is from RefSeq and is a predicted model, not a curated record. Gene Ontology annotation, cellular component: cytoplasm. Gene Ontology annotation, biological process: innate immune response; regulation of phosphorylation.